This is a messenger RNA of Lacerta agilis (Sand lizard), 2384 nucleotides long. It is a transcript of the gene FUCA1, whose product is annotated as alpha-L-fucosidase 1. Gene Ontology annotation, molecular function: alpha-L-fucosidase activity. NCBI's taxonomy places the organism in Eukaryota, Metazoa, Chordata, Lepidosauria, Squamata, Lacertidae. The record is from RefSeq and is a predicted model, not a curated record. The coding region runs from base 1 to 1518 and encodes 505 amino acids. Gene Ontology annotation, cellular component: lysosome. Gene Ontology annotation, biological process: glycoside catabolic process; fucose metabolic process. The transcript is spliced from 8 exons.
AUGCACCAGGAUGGUCGCGUGCUUAUUAUGCAUGAUUACAUAUGGCAGCGAGGCUGCGAUUGGCCGAAGAAAGCUCUUGCUGGCGCCAAUCAGAGCCGUUCUGAGCGGCGAUUGCUGAGGGGAAAGAAAAUGGAGACGGUCCAGAGGUUUCUCCUGCGGGCGGCGGCGGCGGCGGCGUGGCUCUGCUUGGUCGGGGCAGCCUCUGCCUCGGCGCCCCCUCAGCGCUACGCCCCCGACUGGCCCAGCUUAGACGCUCGGCCGCUGCCGGGCUGGUUCGACGCCGCCAAGGUCGGUGUGUUCGUCCACUGGGGGGUGUUCUCGGUGCCGGCCUGGGGCUCCGAGUGGUUCUGGUGGCAGUGGCGGGGCGAGAAGCAGCCCGCCUUCGACCGCUUCGUCCAGGCGCGCUUCCCGCCAGGCACCAGCUACGCGGACUUCGCCCCGCGCUUCACCGCUCGCGACUUCCAGCCCCGGCAGUGGGCGCGGCUCUUCCAGCAGGCCGGCGCCAGAUAUGUGGUGUUGACUACAAAGCAUCAUGAAGGCUUCACCAACUGGGGGUCCACCGUGUCAUGGAACUGGAAUUCGGUAGAUACGGGGCCCCAUCGAGACUUGGUGGGUGAACUGGGGGAUGCUCUCAGAGAAAGGAACAUACACUAUGGACUGUACCAUUCCCUCUAUGAAUGGUUUAACCCUCUCUAUUUAUUGGACAAAAAAAAUGGCUUCAAGAGUCAGUUUUUUGUCUAUGGCAAGACACUGCCUGAGCUUUAUGAGCUUGUCUUGAGAUACAAGCCAGAUCUCAUUUGGUCUGAUGGAGACUGGGAGGCACCAGAUACUUACUGGAACUCAACCUCUUUCCUCGCCUGGCUUUACAAUGACAGUCCAGUCAAGGAUACUGUAGUGGUGAAUGAUCGAUGGGGCAUCAAUUGCUCUUGCCACCAUGGAGGCUACUAUAACUGUCAAGAUAAAUACAAGCCUAGCACUCUGCCAGACCACAAGUGGGAGAUGUGCAGCUCUAUUGACAGGAGAUCUUGGGGGUAUCGAAGCGACAUGCAAAUCAGUGAAGUCAUGGAUGAAUCCAGCAUCAUUCAGGAACUUGUGCAAACUGUGAGCUAUGGUGGAAACUAUCUUCUCAAUGUGGGGCCCACAAAAGAAGGGGUGAUCGCUCCAGUCUUCCAAGAGAGGCUCCUAGCCCUUGGGAAGUGGCUAGGCAUUAAUGGGGAGGCCAUUUAUGAAUCAAAGCCAUGGAGAAUACAAAAGGAGAAUUGCACUUGCAGCACAUGGUACACUUCAAAGGGAGCAACAGUCUAUGCUAUCUUCCUGACCUGGCCAGAAAACAGUGUGUUGAUUCUUCCAUCACCUGUCUCAUCUGCAACUACUAAUGUGACUAUGUUGGGAUUCUCUGAACCUUUGAAAUGGCAGGUAGCCCCAGACAAAGGACUGAAGAUCAUGCUUCCCUCUGCUAUUCCUUCACUUCUCCCUCUGCAGCAUGCCUGGACUCUUAAGCUAGUUGGAGUGGCAUGAUGGUGAAGUUGGAAGGAAAUUGAGGAACGUCUGUUUCUCUCUCAGUGACGAACCAUUCAAGCUGGUGUGAUUAGUGGCAUGAAUGGGUUUGAAAUGGUAGGUGGGUGGGGCUUAAAAGAUGGGUCUGCAAAGCAAUGCAAUGUUUUAUGUGUUAGCAAUCCUCAGGUGUUGCAUUUCAGUAGGGAGAAACCGAAGAACGGGCCUCUCCCAGCAGGAUUUAAUUUGCCUGACACAAAUGUCCAAAAGCACUCUGCUGUAAUGCAUUGAGCAUCAUUUGCACAGAAUGAGAACUGUCUCCAGUAACUUCUCGGGGAAAUUAGCUUGGGCUGUGGUGAGUUCUACUUCACUCACAUGUUAUGGGAAACUAUACCUAGUGGUUAACUGAACACCAAAGUUAUUGUGAUCUUGGCCACUUAGGUUGAAAUAAACUGUGAUCCUUGACUUAGCAUUACACCUGAAGCAGAAAUUGUUGCUUGUUUCAGUCUCAGCAUACCCUGAUCUGUAGUCAAGGUUUGUCCUUGACUUACUGAUGAUGCUUUGUUAGAGCAAAAGAAACCAUGAUUCCUGGAUUAGCGUUACCUCCAAAUCUGGGGUCAUGGUUUGUUUUGCUCUAAUGCUAAGACAGGGAUCAUGGUUUGGGUCCACUUGCAGGAAAAGAACAAAAGCAGCUCUGAAAAGCACAUUCCAUUAAACCAUUACCUGGUAUACUGUGACAUGCAAACUUAGGCCAUUGAUUAGGGGGGAAGUGAGCAGAGCUCAGCAAUUAAUCUCAUUUGAAUUAGAGCAGGUCUCCCAUUUAUGUAUCGCUUUACACAGGAGGAGUCACAAAGCAGUUUCCAGAGACAACAGCAUACAAUCGACAAUAA